This is a messenger RNA of Acipenser ruthenus (sterlet), 5786 nucleotides long. RefSeq names its product guanine nucleotide-binding protein G(I)/G(S)/G(O) subunit gamma-12-like. Bases 539 to 757 code for a protein of 72 amino acids. Gene Ontology annotation, molecular function: G-protein beta-subunit binding. The transcript is spliced from 4 exons. Lineage: Eukaryota; Metazoa; Chordata; Actinopteri; Acipenseriformes; Acipenseridae. Gene Ontology annotation, biological process: G protein-coupled receptor signaling pathway. Gene Ontology annotation, cellular component: heterotrimeric G-protein complex. The record is from RefSeq and is a predicted model, not a curated record.
GGCUCAAGAAAGAAAAAGAAACCCUUUAGUACUGGAGUCUUCGCUGCCUUGCAGUGUAAACAUACACCUGCUAGCCAGUACAUCUAUCUCUGAACACUUUUGAGAAUGUGAAAGGGAAGUGUGUCUACAGACAGAGGGCGCACAGAAAGAGAAAUAAAACCUGACGCUGGAUCCGGAGUCCUCCAUCCUUCCCACCAUUCCCUUCCUUAGGCGGCGCAGAGGGAAAGGUCGGCUUUUCUGGUCACCGAUAGAGGGGGAGAGAGACGGGUAGAAAAAAAAUAGAGAGAGAGAGAGCGAGCGAGCGCACGAUAAAAAAGUGAGAGAGUGAGCAAGUUAGUGUUCGAAGGAAAAACAAGCAGUUCAACAUAAAAAAAUUGCUUUCCGCAACAACUUGCUGUAGCUGAAGAUUCUGCAGACUUCGACAGUUACUGUUACGGUUCACGCGGAGGGUCGAACCUUUUGUUUUGACCAGGCAGAAACCAGGACCUGUGAGAACCACACUGUUUGAAAGAAUAAUAAGGCAUCUAUUUAUAUUAAAAUGUCUUCUAAAAUGUCCAGUUCAAACAACAUAUCUCAAGCAAGAAGGACAGUCCAACAGUUAAGAAUAGAAGCCAGUAUUGAGAGGAUAAAGGUUUCAAAGGCGUCUGCAGACCUUAUGCACUACUGUGGGGAACAUGCCAAGUACGACCCUCUGCUAAUGGGCAUCCCAGCAUCAGAAAACCCCUUCAAGGACAAGAAGCCUUGUACUAUAUUGUAGUGGACAACUGAACUUUGUGCUUUUUAAUGUGGUGGCUUUUUUUUUAUAUAGACAAAAAACAGUUUAAAUAAUCUCAUUUAUGUAGUCUUAAGGCCUCCUGGUAUGUACUCCUGUUUUAAGGUACUUUACAUGAAGAAAUAAUGACAAAAUAUUCAUGUAUUUUUUCUCUUUCUGUUUUAAUCUGCGUUGGGUCGGGGCGGGGGGAAGCACAAACCAAAACCAUACUAUUUUUUUGUGCCAGGUAAUGAAAGAUGUUAUAGCAACAGUUAUCUGGGCUCUGUAUUGACUUAUAACUAGGGACCUACCUAAAUCGCGAUUUCGCAGAAAUCGUGAAAUUGAGGGGUCACUGCGAAAUUCACCUCUUAGUGGCCAAUGCAUACAAACAAGUACGGAGAGGAAAAAAAAAAAAAGAAACCUCGUUUAAAUGAACUACUGCACAAUGCAAGCGAUGCAAGCAACGCAAACUACAUAUCUUCCUUCUGUAGAUAGCUCUUUUUUUAUUCCUUUGCCGUCCCGUGUGCAUUGCACUGAAGCAAAAAUCAAACAAACAAACGUCCACAAGUAACAUUUACAAAAUAAAUUCUCCAAAGCAGUUAACGUUCUUGUUUACUAUUCAAAUGACAAAGUUUUAAUCAGCCUAUCAGUGCGGCUGUACUGCUUUUAUGUGAGCUGUACUGUGCAGGAGGGGGCGGGACAAAGUUGGUGCUGCAUUGUUUUGAUUUAGGUUGAUAAAAUCUAGUUUUCAGCAUUGGAGGUAAAAUAGUAGAAAUGGACGACAAAGAAAGCAAAGUAUAUUUCGGCUGAUGAUCUUUUCAAGAUAUUUCCCAAAGAAACUGUACAUGCAGAGUGAGGUAAUUGUUUUCCAUAUCUUAAUGUGUAUUUGGAGAAAAUAUGAUUGAUCGCUAUUUAGCUUCAGAAUUACACAUUAAACAAAAAGGCUACUACAGAGGCUGCUGAACAGAAUGUAAAAUAAACAGCUUUCAGAAACCAAACUGAAAAGUCAGCCCAGACAAAAAGUAUUCCUGUCUGCAAGUUAAAUCAGUACUAAAACGAUCCAGCACAGCCACCUCGCUUCAACCUGCUGCUUACAGUUGGAAUUUUAGACCCGAAUAGCCACGUCUUCUUUGUUUUGACUCGGUACUAAUAAAAUAAAUUAUUGGAUGGGACAAAUAACAUGACAACGAACGUACUGCAAACAAUGCCCUUGUGUAACCGAGUUUUUUGGUCUGUUUCUAAUCGAUUUCCACAUCUGUAUAACUUGGCAAAGCUUUGCCUUAACUUCCAACCAAUUCAGUGGAUGCAGACGUGUAGUCUCAAUGUAUGGGCAAGACAACUGCAGGGGGAUGCUGCAUACUCGCCUUUAACAAAUGAUAGCACUGUUUUAGUAAGGAAGCAAGUACCACUAUUUUUAGGCUUUUAUAGUGCUCUGAAAUACUAUCUACUUAGGUUUAUUUAAUGUUUAAACAGGUCCGCGAAAUGUCGAAAUCCUAAUUUUAUUCUGCAACAUACCCAUGAAAAAUACGUAAAUUUACCGCGAUUUAAGUAGACCCCUACUUAUAACAGGGUUUGAGGUCUGUGGUAUGCAAUAUAUACAUGUUCUGUUUGAGACCAAAGUUGCCUCAGAAUUAUCCUUUAUGUACAAUGAAGGAUGUUUUUAACAAGUACUUUUUGUAUAUGUGCUUCUUUUUCACUAGAUUCUCCUUUUUUGCCAGCUGCUCCUUAUAAUUAGUCAUUUAAAAAUGUAUUUAGACAGUACUACAAAGUUUCAGAAAACCUAACCUUGCAUCCUAAAAUAUAUUGAUAUUCUGUUGUAUUAAAGUAUAGUGCAUCCUAAAAUAUAUUGAUAUUCUGUUGUAUUAAAGCUAUUUCUGUCACAUUUUUCUAAGAUUGUUCACAAUAUCCGCAUGUUAUACUUUCACCACUGGGAUUGUAUGUUUUUGACAGUCUUAAGACUGGGGGUGUGUGUUAAAGGGAGCUAAACACGGCACUGGAAUGCAAAACAGAAACAUUUUCAAAUGCACCUUUGUUGAGGCAUUCAGCUAUUGUGACAUCAGUAGUACUGGAUGACGUCGUAACUGCAUGUAGCCCUAUUUGUUUUCUGGGUGGACAGCCAGGAGUGUUAUACGAUGUAAGCUGAAUAGAGUGACAUCUAUUCAGUAGCUUCCUGGGAUGCCCAGUAAACGUACAAAGAGCGGUCAGCAUACUUAAGGAUGACGACUGUUUCUGUUUUGCAAAUCAGUUUUGUCCUUUGCUCAAGUUGACUUUUCACGUACAUCACAAAUGUAAUGCAAACACAAUGUAAGUUUUACCACAGUUCACCACUUCAUACAGAUUCUAAUCUCACUGAUGUUAAAGGUUGCUUGGUUAUUUUUAAGUCUCAUACGAAAAAGGUUAUAUUUAUUGCUUCUAUUUUAUGGUACCACCACAUUACAACACAAAUUAAUCUUGCAUGUUGUUCCUAAUGCCUAAAUGCCAAUGCAGCCCUCUCUCUUUCUAAUAUAUUUACUGUAGAUUGAGUUGCCUGUUGUCCUUUUUUGUCUGACACUGAAUAAACGUAUACAGUAUAAAUAGAUAUUGCGGCGUUCCAUACAAGUUUAACGUUUGAUUAAUUUGAUAAGUCAACGAUAUCCCACUAGCACAAGACUAUGGGGUGAUGAGACUAAUGUUUUAUUAGUGUAGAGUCAUCACAAAAAUCUUGGGCUUUCCAUUAGUCUGGUAUUGAUGACUUAUUGGAGUAAAAAAAAAAAGAUAUUUUUAUAAAAUUGUCCAAUAUAGAAAUAUUAUUGGUUUUGAAAGACCAGUGGUUAAUAACUGGGGAACUUGCAUUUUUAAAAUGCAAACUGGAAACCCAGAUAUAAUACCGUAAAUAUACUAUUACUGAGUGUGUUACAACAUCAGUAGGCAAGAGAGAAUAGAAGAACUUACAGGGCAGAACUUCUUCACAUACACACACACUACCUCUUACCUUGGAGGUAAGCAAAGAGAAGGCCUUCUCCUAACAUAAUACUGUAAUAAAUGGCAAGGGCAGCAGCAUUGCCAUGCAUGUAACGUGGAAAUGCCUUCAAACAAGCAAAAGGAAGGAUUUUUCUGUUGUAGUAAUUAAUUAUUCAACUAUAGUAUUCCAUUUUGAGAUGAUGGAAAAUUAAUCUACGGUAUAUAUUUUUUUUAAAUCUGUUUUGAUAGUUGUGAAGCUUAUGUGCCACAGUACAACCAGCAUCUUUGUGCCAGCUAUACUCCUCUAACCAGUAUUGGCCUUGUUAAAGUGUGUGUCUGUUGUUGCAGUAGAAUAGUACAGAGCAAUCGGGAGAACAAUGUCUUGUAACUGAAACACUUUAAACUCAUUACCAAAUCGACUCUUGUGAUCGCUCCCUAGCCAUAAAUGUGGUUUUGGCUAGGAUGAAAAUCAAGGUUGAUAACACUAAAAAUGAAUGUUUCGAAGGAUUUGUUUUAGAUGCCAACAUGUUAUUAAAGUAUUGAACUUAUCUAGCCACUUUGAGCUGCUGUUCAUAUAUUCACUGCUUAAUAUGGGCAGCAAAUGUCCCAUUUGAAAUGUGAUGGAAUCUCAAGUAGCAAUUUACUGCAAAACAAUGGAGUCUAACAAGUAGUACAGUGCAGGUGCAUACAGUAGAUCCCCCAAUAGUUACUAAAUCAGACAUGCACUACUAGAUCAGCACACUGAACCCUAUGGCAGCAGAACACUAUUAAAUAUAUGCUGCCAUAUUUAAUAGUGUUCAGUGUGUGGAUCUAGUAUAUGUCUACCAUUUGAAACGUGGAUACAUGGUUCUCAUUGACUCGCCUAUUAAAAGCACUGCCCUCUGGGAGAGUCAUGCCAUGGUUCGAAUUGCCAAGGAUGGCAUUACUUAAAUCAGCAGCGGCCCGCUCACUUUAUAAUGGUACUGUACAUUAAGAUUUGUUUCUCUUUGCACAUGUUAUUGAAUGGUGGAAUGUCAAGCCACGUUACUGCCAGUGGCAUUACGUUGUAUAAAACCAGCUGUUCAGGUCAUUAAGCAACACCGGUAAAUCUAAAUGGCCAAAACUUCAGCCAAAGGACUGCAACCUUUUUACUGAAUAGUCUUUGUGUACAUCAUGCAAUAAUGCGUAGAAAGGUUCUCCUGCUUUUGAGUAUGGUAUGUAACAAAUAAUGAAUUUUUAAGUCCUAAAAACUGAGUGGCUAAAUUGAUUGAUAAAGAAGCAGUUACUGUAAGUAUUAAUGUAAGUAGAUUAUCAGCCCACCCCCCUUUCUAUUGGUUGGUUUGUCAAUAUGCAAAAAAAACAUGGGCCCAUUUUAAUUCUAGAUCCUCAAAAUAAAUCUAAACAAGCCAAACAGCCACUUAAUGUACUGCAAAAGUAGGAAUGAAGGCAUGAUGGCCAAAAAUGUGGAACCCUUUACAUGGCUGCUCAGAGUGUGACCAGCUGCCUAAACAUGUUUCUAAACGUGUUCUUUGACGGUGUGCUAGGAGGCCUGAUUACUUAUAUUGUGUAUUGAUUUUUCUUCUGCUUUCAUUAUGCUGUACUUGUUUAUAUUGCUUUGCUUGAGCUGGUUAACCCUGCCUACCUUUCCACAAUCAUGUUGCUGUAUUUCGCAAUUUUAAAUUCAAACGUACAUAAACAGUGAAACAUCUUACUUUUCUAUCAAGUAUGCUUGUUGUUUUGUUUUUUUUUGCCAACAUACACGUCGUUUUAUAUGCACAAUCUAACCGGAUUUAAGUUUCCUGUUGGAUGAAUCGAUUCUCCUCCUAUCCUCUAUGUAUUGUGCAGGUAGACCAGUCCAAACUGGAUGGAGUUUGGUAUGUAAACUCUGUACUGAGAUUGAAAAUAAUGAAAUACAAAAGGAUCGAUUCCCUGUGCAUGUAAACGUACUAAUAAUGAGCAGUUAAAAAUAUAUAUAUAUAUAUUAUAUAAUUAUAUCUAUCUAUCAUUUUAAUUUGACAAAGAUAUAAACACACUGUACUUUUCAAAGUACUGUACUGUUAAACGUCAUGGGUGUAAUUACUGCACAUUCACUUCAAUAAACAUUGCCAGAAUUUUA